AUCACCAGGACCCCCCAACCACGCAGGGAGCUGAGCAGAGAGAGAGAGCCGGCCGGACAGAGGGCACCGGGUUUCUCGGUGGACUCGGGCGCGGGCCUGACGCGGCGGCAGGAGCUGAGCUUCGUGAGCGGCGCGCCCCGCGCCAACCACACGGGCGCCGUGCUCAUCCUGCGCCGCGACAGCGCCCAGCGCCUGGUGCCCGAGGCCGUGCUGCGGGGCGAGCAGCUCACCUCCGCCUUCGGCUACGCGCUGGCCGUGCUGGACCUCAACAGCGACGGCUGGAUGGACCUGGUGGUGGGGGCCCCCCACUUCUUUGAGCGCAAGGAGGAGAUUGGGGGGGCCGCCUACGUCUACAUCAACCCGGCGGGGCACUGGGACGCCGCCGCCCCCCUGCGCCUCAACGGCACCCGCGGCUCCAUGUUCGGCAUCGCCCUGGGCGCUGCCGGGGACCUCAACCAGGAUGGCUUCGAGGAUCUGGCUGUGGGAGCCCCCUUUGAUGGCGCUGGCAAGGUCUACAUCUACCAUGGCAGCAACCUGGGCAUCGUGGCGAAGCCGGCGCAGGUCCUGGAUGGGGAGGGCGUGGGGGUGACGGCCUUCGGGUACGCGCUCUCGGGGGGGCUGGAUGUGGAUGGGAACCUCUACCCCGACCUGCUCGUCGGCUCCCUCUCUGACACCGUGGUGCUGUACAGGGCUCGCCCCGUGGUCCACGUCUCCAGGAACGUCUCCCUGGUUCCCCCCAACAUCGACCUGGAGCAGAGCAACUGCCAGCACCAGGAGGGCGUCUGUGUGGACGUCCGAGCCUGCUUCAGCUACACGGCCAGCCCGGCCAGCUACAGCCCCCGCCUCGUGCUGGAAUACGUGUUCGAUGCCGACACGGACCGGCGGCGGCUGGGCCAUGCCCCCCGCGUCGCCUUCCUCGGCCGCCGUCCCUCGGACCCCGAGCACCAGUUCUCGGACACGGUGGAGCUGCCCCGGCAGCGCGCCCGCGCCUGCGUCAAAGCCACCUUCCAGCUCCAGGACAGCAUCCGUGACAAGCUGCGCCCCAUCGCCGUCACCCUCGCCUACGGCAUCCAGGGGGCUGGGGCAGCUCGGCACAGCCGGGGGGCGGCACGGCACAGCCGGGGGGCCGCCCUGCCGCCCCUGUCCCCCGUGCUCAGCCCCCAGCAGCCCAGCAGCCAGCGCACGGAGGUGCACUUUCUGAAGCAGGGCUGCGGCGACGACAAGAUCUGCCAGAGCAACCUGCAGCUGCGCUUCCAGUUCUGCGCCCGCCUGGGGGACGCCGAUUUCGUGCCCCUGCCCAGGGGUGAGGAUGGCACUGCCAUCUUCGCCAUGAGCGACCAGAAGGACGUGGCCCUGGAGAUCCACGUCACCAACCUGCCCUCGGACCCCGCGGAGCCGCAGCGGGACGGGGACGAUGCCCACGAGGCCGUGCUCACCGCCACCUUCCCCGAGGAGCUGCCCUACUCCGCCGUGCGCCCCUACGACGGCCGGGCACCCUCGGACAAGCCGGUGGUGUGCCUCGCCAACCAGAACGGCUCGCAGGUGGAGUGCGAGCUGGGGAACCCCAUGAAACGCGGAGCCCAGGUGCGUUUCUACCUCGUCCUCAGCACCCUGGGCAUCACCCUCCAGACCACGGACCUGGCGGUGGAGCUGGCCCUGUCCACGAUCAGUGAGCAGCCGGGGCUGGAGCCGGUGGUGGCUCGGGCACGCGUGGUCAUCGAGCUGCCUCUCUCCGUGACGGGCGUGGCCGUGCCGCCCCGGCUCUUCUUCGGCGGGGUGGUGCGGGGCGAGAGCGCGGUGCGGCGGGAGAGCCAGGUGGGCAGCGCCGUGCGCUUCGAGGUGACGGUCUCCAACCGGGGCCAGUCGCUGAAGACGCUGGGCUCGGCCUUCCUCACCCUGCAGUGGCCCCACGAGCUCAGCAAUGGGAAGUGGCUCCUGUACCCGCUGCAGCUGGAGCUGGCGGCCGCGCCGGGGCCGCGGGCAGCCUGCAGCCCCGCUGCCAACCCGCUGCUGCUGGCCCUGGAGCCACCAGGGGACACUGAGCUCGCCGAAGCACCCGCUGCGGGGUCCUGGCGGGUGCCAGCAGCCGCAGAAAGGAAAAGGAACGUGACACUGGACUGUGCCUUAGGCACUGCGCGCUGCCUGGCGUUCCGCUGCCCGCUGCACAGCUUUGAGCGUGCCGCCGUGCUCACCGCCCGCGGGCGGCUCUGGAACAGCACCUUCCUGGAGGAGUUCCUGGCUGUCACCUCGGUGGAGCUGAUCGUGCGCGCCAGCGUCUCGGUGACCUCCUCCAUCAAGAACUUGGUGCUGAAGGACGCCUCCACGCAGAUCCCUGUCACCAUCUACCUGGACCCCGGGGUGGCGGUGGCUGGCGGCGUGCCCUGGUGGGUCAUCCUCCUGGCCGUGCUGGCCGGCAUCCUCGUCCUGGCCCUGCUGGUCUUCAUCCUCUGGAAGCUGGGCUUUUUCCGCCGGGCGCGCUACGCGCCGCCGGCCGUGCCGCAGUACCACGCCGUGAAGAUCCCGCGGGAGGAGCGGCAGCAGUUCCGCGAGGAGAAGAUGGGCACCAUCCAGAGGAAGGAGUGGGCUGUGAACUGGAGCGAGGCCAGCGACGGGCACGUCACCCCCAGCUCGGCGUAGCCCUGGGGCUGCGGGAUCCCAGCGGGUGCAGGGGGAUGCGGGACAUGGAGCCCCCCCCAGCCCUGCUGGCCGUGCCCCA
Oxyura jamaicensis (ruddy duck) is the source of this 2716-nucleotide messenger RNA. RefSeq names its product integrin subunit alpha 7 (gene ITGA7). Gene Ontology annotation, cellular component: integrin complex; external side of plasma membrane. The transcript is spliced from 21 exons. The record is from RefSeq and is a predicted model, not a curated record. Gene Ontology annotation, molecular function: integrin binding. Gene Ontology annotation, biological process: cell-matrix adhesion; cell adhesion mediated by integrin; integrin-mediated signaling pathway. The annotation marks the transcript as partial. NCBI's taxonomy places the organism in Eukaryota, Metazoa, Chordata, Aves, Anseriformes, Anatidae.